AAGAUGCCAACGACGACAGGUUUCCCUGCCUUGCCGCAAAUAACGGGUGAUUUGAUACUGGAGGCGUUCUCACAUGAGUCGCUCAACUUGGACUACCAUCCAGAGAACUCCACAGACAAUGGGAGACUCAUCGAAUUAGGUGGCACAAUGCUAGAGUUCGUAGCUACACGAUUUCUAUAUGCAAAGAAGCCGAUUGUGCGCGCUUCAGACAUACCUUCUCUGAGGGAUGGAAUACUGUCCUUGGGGAAUUAUGAGACUUGGGUGUCUCAUUAUAAUUUACGUCAGAGACUGCGCUACACUCAUUCUGAUACUCUUGAUGUCAGCAGUCCUGAGGAAACCAGAAGCCUUUUCCGGGCUUACGUUGGAGCAGUAGUCGUGCAGUCUGGCCCACAGAUAGCAAUGGACUGGAUCGCAAAGCUGAUUGAUCCUGAGGUCAAAAUACUCUCCGAGGAUGACGUAUCCCGAGAGAUGUACCAGGAAAUUGAACAACGACGAGCGAAUAAGAGGCAGCGAACAGAGGCAGCAUCGCCUGUAGCGGCGCCUCCGCCCAUGCCACCUACUCCUCCACCAUCGACAACCAGUGUUUCUACCUCAAUUCCAGUACAAUCCAGCGCAGUACAAGCUAGUAUUCCUGACACCGCAGCGGCUGCGCACCCAAUAAUAGAGUCACAGGCAACUCCUAGUAGAUCGGUUGCAAAAUUCCUACCGCUGUUUAAUCAGCGAUGUUCACAGAAUCAUCUUACGGUCCAGUAUCAGGCUUCCAACCAUGCUUCUCCUCAUGCUCCACUCUGGAUAAUCACAUGUCUCGUGAACGGAGUGCAAAAGGGUGAAGGUCGGGGCUCAAGCAAACAAAUUGCCAAAGAAGCUGCAGCGCAACAGGCUUACUAUGCCAUGGGCUGGGACAUGUACGGACUACCUAGCUGAACGGAAAAAGUUCUUUAUUAUUCAUUUUCAAAAUUUCAGCACAAUCCACGCGAUUUCUCUCAA
Fomitiporia mediterranea MF3/22 is the source of this 987-nucleotide messenger RNA. RefSeq lists its product as uncharacterized. Gene Ontology annotation, molecular function: ribonuclease III activity. The coding region runs from base 4 to 924 and encodes 306 amino acids. Gene Ontology annotation, biological process: RNA processing. NCBI's taxonomy places the organism in Eukaryota, Fungi, Basidiomycota, Agaricomycetes, Hymenochaetales, Hymenochaetaceae. The transcript has 4 exons. The record is from RefSeq and is a predicted model, not a curated record.